AUGCUAGAUAGCCUCCACAACGGUUUACCGCCUCAUAGUGGCGUGGAGGUGACACUGGGCGUCGAACUGCGAUGCACAGCGGAGGUUGGGCGACGACCUGUGGUGAAAGCUAAGCUCGCCGUGGCAUGGCUGCUUAGUUUGGGGAAAAGUCUCUUUGCCACUCCAGCAUAUUCACUGCCUCAGUACCCUGCACACUGGGCCCUGCCGUCUCAGACGUCGGACGGUAUGGCGACCGGUGAGAGGCGAUCAAAUCUCAGGUUGCUCAGGACGUCAUUGAUUCUGGACCAAGGCGACACACGCACGACUCGCCAUGGAGACUGUCUCAGACUGUGUACUUACAACGCGAGAACAGUUUCCACAGACGCCGACCUGCAUGCCCUUCUCGGAGCUGCAGAGCGUAUCAAAUUUCACGUGAUUGCUCUGCAGGAGACCAAGUGCAGAAGGAGCGACGUACGACAGAUGAAUGACGGUACACUCGUCAUUCGUGGAGAGAAGGUUCCGUCGCGAAAUGUAGGCGGUGUUGGUUUCGUUGUGCACCCAUCUGUCGUCCAUCUCGUCGAUUCUCACGAGAUCCUGUCACCUCGUCUGGCCAUUCUUCGCCUCCGCCCUCUGCGCCAAAAAUCCAUCAGUAUCAUCAACUGCUAUUCACCAACAUCAGCAGGUGAUGAUUCCGAAUUGGACGCGUUUUACGAGGAGCUGGAGGAAGUAGUCCACAACGAGAAGUCCUUUUACAAAUUCGUUGUCGGAGACUUCAACGCAAAACUAGGAAAGGCCACAGAAGAGGAAUACAGGAUUGGAAGAUUUGGACUAGGGGACCGGAAUGAAAAUGGCAAUCGUCUCGCGGGGCUGUUGUCCGCCGCUCACCUCUUUCAUGGGAACUCUCUUUUCAUGAAAAAAGAUCAUCGUCGGUGGACAUGGGAAUCGCCCAAUGGCGCGACUCGUGCGGAAAUCGACCACAUACUCACCAACCGGAGGUGGUGUCUACUUGACGUCUCAGUAGUACCAUCCUUUUGUAAUGGUCCUGGUCACCGUCUCCUUCGUGCGAAAAUACGACUUAGCCACACGAUGGAAAAGAACAUCUGCUAUCGGCAACGAAGGAGAAAAGAAGUCGUCUACGGCGAUUGCGUACUCGAGGACUCCCUGUCCCAAGGUGACUGGCACAUCGAGGAGGACCCAAACGUGGACUACGAGAUGCUGCUCAGAGGAUUACGAGCCUGUGCUGAACGUGCCUCGAAGUCGCGCACGACAAACUUGGAUCGAAUUUCGAAGACCACCAAGGAAUUGUUAGGAAGAAGAAGGGCUUUGAGGCUUGAUCCGAAUGCAUCGCACAUUGAGCGCCCAAUCAUCCCCACUGGCGAUGCUCCACCACGGAUUCUCCCUUCGGAAGUACGAAUCGCUAUCAAGAGCAUGAAACCUGGCACAGCCCCCGGACCUGAUUUUAUAUCAGCAGACUUUCUUCGGGCUGGUGGCCAUCCGCUUCAUGUAAUCUUAGCAGCGCACAUGACAUCCUAUCUUCAGAAAGAAAGGAUCCCAGACCAGUGGAAGACCUCGCGAACCGUUCUUAUCCAUAAGAAAGGUGACCGAGAGGACCUUCGGAACUACCGUCCGAUAUGCUUGCUGAGCGUGUUAUACAAAGUAUUCACCAAGAUCAUCCUCACACGCAUAUCUAAGACGCUGGAUGAAGGCCAGCCUCAAGAACAAGCUGGAUUCCGCCAAGGGUUCAGCUGCUUGGACCACAUCCAGACCGUGUCGAGGGUCAUAAAGGUUUGCCGGGAAUACCGCCUGCCCCUUGUUCUAACCUUCGUCGACUAUGAGAAAGCCUUUGACAGCGUAGAAACGAAUGCAAUACUGUCAGCGCUGGUCGAUCAAGGUGUGGACGCGUCGUAUGUGAGGACAUUAGCCAAUUGCUACGAACGAUGCACGACUAGGAUACAGCUUUUCCACCGCCCUCUCACCAUACCCAUUGGAAAGGGGGUACGACAAGGCGAUACUAUAUCGCCGAAGCUGUUCACGGCUGCAUUGCAAUGGAUAAUGAAAUCACUAUCCUGGGAAGAAAGGGGCAUACGUGUUGAUGGAAGAUUUCUCUCGAACCUUCGUUUCGCGGACGACAUCGUUCUCUUUUCGAGCAGUACCAAUGAAGCAGAAACGAUGCUCAACGAAUUGAACGAAGCAGGGAAGAGAAUAGGACUACGAAUAAAAGACAAGAAAGAAAGAAGACACAGUUCAUGA
Necator americanus (New World hookworm) is the source of this 2229-nucleotide messenger RNA. RefSeq lists its product as uncharacterized. NCBI's taxonomy places the organism in Eukaryota, Metazoa, Nematoda, Chromadorea, Rhabditida, Ancylostomatidae. The record is from RefSeq and is a predicted model, not a curated record. Gene Ontology annotation, molecular function: catalytic activity. The coding region runs from base 1 to 2229 and encodes 742 amino acids. The transcript has 3 exons.